AGAGAACUGGCGGCGCUUGGAUGUCCAAACUCGUUGUGCAGCUGUUGCUGUGAAAAGGAGCAGGAGAAGCCUAGACAGAAAAUAACUUGUGUUUUUCUUCUUCAAACCCUGCUCUAUACUGCAGAAUUUAACGCAAGUUUAAAGACCGUUGGGUGACAAAGACAGCUGCUGGAGUUCCUACUUCUGCAAGGGUUGAUGGUGGUGACACUUGUGAGGACAAAGUGUGGCAGCAGAAGGAGCACAAACGCAUGAGGAUUUGUGCUGGAGAUCACAAGGGGCACAAGAAGACCAGUGCCUGAAGGUUUAAAGACAUUGAAGUUCUUGAGAAUUUAUAAGGGUAGCAGCUGGCAGCGACAGCAGCAAGACUUCAGGAGUUAAAAGUGGUGCAGGUUGUCAAGACCAUCACCUUCUAAGGAGAAGAGGGAACCAACCCCCCUGGAUUUUAAAAGAACCCCCCCCCAAAAAAAUCUCAUCUUGGAGAGGAAAUUGCCAAACGCACCAACAAUGGCCGAUCCUGCCCUCUCUGCCAAUCAGCAGCAACCGAAUGGCAAAACUUCUCCCUUCUCCCCCUACAGGCAUGCAGGUGGUGGAGACGGCAGUGGAGGGGGACCUUUUUUGGUGUCUCCACCCACUAGUCAGCAGCUACUCCAAGGGGAGGAGAUGGACAGUAGGUGGCAACCGAGAGAGGCCAACCAGCCAAGUGGCAGCCCAUUGAGUGGAGAGGAUGGCUGCCCAGGUGUGGAAUGUGCAACUCCUCGGCCAGUUGGAGGAGGAGGAGCAGGCCAAGGCUUGGGUGCCCCGGAAGGAGCUGUUGGUGAGGUUGAGGGCCAGAACUGUGGUGCAGUUGCAGACAUCCAGAAGACUGGUGAUGGAGAGCAGCUGGGGUUGCAGAUGGACCCACAGUGCCAAGACUAUUGUGGACCUGGUGGCCAGAGGUGCAGGCCCCAACCUGGAGGAGAGGAGGAAAGGCAGCUGGGCAAAAAGAAGCACAGGAGGCGCCCGUCCAAGAAGAAGAGGCAUUGGAAGCCUUACUAUAAGCUCACCUGGGAAGAGAAGAAGAAGUUUGACGAGAAGCAAAGCCAGCGUGCUUCCAGGCUGCGGGCCGAGAUGUUUGCCAAGGGGCAGCCAGUCGCCCCCUACAACACCACGCAGUUCUUGAUGGAGGAUCACGACCAGGAAGAGCCGGACUUGAAGCCUGAUCUCUGCCCCAAGAGGUCUGCCACCAAGUCGGAUGACACCAGCGAGGAAGACUUCAUGGAAGAUGAGGAUGGAGGCAGCGAUGGGAUGGGAGGGGAUGGCAGCGAGUUCCUGCAGAAGGACUUCUCAGAGACGUAUGAGCGGUAUCACGUGGAGAGCCUGCAAAACAUGAACAAGCAGGAACUGAUCAAAGAGUACCUGGAGCUGGAGAAGUGUCUUUCCAGGAUGGAGGAAGAGAACAACCGGCUGCGAGUGGAGAACAAGAAAUUUGCAGGGGACUCCACAGAGGACCCCAGGGUAAGGCAGUUAGAGCAGGAACUGGACAGUCUGAGAGCUGAGAACCAGAAACUCUUGAAAGAGAAUGAACUCUACAGACAACAGGAGAAACCUCUUUCCAAGUUGGGAGAGUGAUGCUGGGGGAUUUUGUGAGGACGUGUAUGGGGUAGGACAAGACUCCUUCCUGAGAUGAGAAUGCAAGACGCUAUAUCCAUAUUGUGGGUGUGUAUAUAUAAAGACAAUUGACUUUUUUCUUUUUGUUGACUUAAUCAGAAUAAAUUCAAAACCUCAUACUGUUUUUGAAGAUAUAGCUAUAA
Molecule: messenger RNA, 1790 nt
Organism: Hemicordylus capensis (graceful crag lizard)
Lineage: Eukaryota; Metazoa; Chordata; Lepidosauria; Squamata; Cordylidae
Gene: HEXIM1
Product: HEXIM P-TEFb complex subunit 1
Exons: 2
Coding region: 505-1608 (367 amino acids)
Biological process (GO): negative regulation of cyclin-dependent protein serine/threonine kinase activity; negative regulation of transcription by RNA polymerase II
Cellular component (GO): nucleus; cytoplasm; nucleoplasm
Molecular function (GO): 7SK snRNA binding; cyclin-dependent protein serine/threonine kinase inhibitor activity
Source: RefSeq, a predicted model, not a curated record